AUGGUGGAAGCACUGUCACUCGCUGCAUCAGGGAGCUGGUCUGGUAACGAUGGAAGCUGGUCGACUUUCCUUGUCCAGGCGGGAACGCCACCGCAAACAUUCAAUGUGCUGCCAGCAACUCAGGCGCAGAACAUUUUGCUUCCUGUCGCCGAUGAGUGUGUUAAGCUGCAAGGCGGUUCGGCUUCGUGCGGCAGCUCUCGCGGUGUGGCUCCGUUCCAACAAAGUCCAAGCCCUGGGUUUCAAACGAACAUGUCGUCGACCUGGGAAGCCAUCGGUCUUUAUGAACUUGGAAUGGGAAGAAUCCAUGGAAUCACUGGAAAUGGCCUCCAUGGUUUUGAUGAUAUCAAGCUGGAUAACUUCAUAAUGGCACAUCUAGCGGUUACUGCAUAUGCCUCGCCUGGUUUCUGGAUCGGUCAGAUGGGGCUAUCGCCGUUGCCACUGAACUUUUCAGAAACAAUCAACUCGCCAUCGUUUUUCUCAGCUCUCAAAAACGAUGGUCAUAUACCCAGUCUGACGUACGGAUAUCAGGCUGGCGCCCCGUAUCGCAAGACGAAGAUAGCCGCCAGCCUCGUUCUUGGAGGCUAUGAUCUUGCACGUGCAUCAGAGCCCUUGACAAUUGACAUCAACACCGACAUGUCCAGAGCUCUUACAGUCGGUCUCCAGGAUAUCAUAGUUACCGACUCUUUGAACGGAACACUUUCGCUGGUUGACAAUGAGCGAAUCCUUGCUCCGAUCGAUUCGUCCAUCCCAGAGAUAUGGCUUCCGAAGUCUGUUUGCGAUCGUUUUGAGUCCGUAUUCGGUCUGGAGUAUCAUGAGAGGUCGGGAAGAUAUGUCCUCACGGAUUCGGCGAGGGAUCGUCUCCGGGGACUCAAUCCCACAUUGACGUUCACUAUUGGUACCAACGCCGUCACGGGUGGCAACACUACUUUGAUCCAACUCCCAUAUGCGGCUUUCGAUCUGCAGGCAGGGUAUCCAAUUUUUGCGAAUGCGACGAACUAUUUUCCGAUUCGAAGAGCUGAUAAUGAGAGCCAAUAUGCCAUUGGCAGAGCGUUCCUACAAGAAGCUUACAUCGGCGUUGACUUCGAGGCUGGCAUAUUUAACGUCAGCGCGGCGAAAUGGGACGAUCUGGAAGCUGAUAUUGUGACUAUUCCAGCUGCUGACCGUGAUUCCGGGGAAGCCCAUGGGCAGGGCAUCUCGGGUGGUGCGAUAGCUGGGAUCGUCGUCGGAUGCGUAGCAGCGAUCGUGCUCUGCAUUCUGUGCACAUGGUAUUUUGUAUGGAAACCUAGGCGAAUGCGGAAGCAAAGCACAGUGCCAGUAGAAGAGAAGGGAGCUCACGACGCGCUAGAUCCGGCCCCGGAGCUGAUAGGUGCGACCUUUCACGAAUUGCCAGCCAAACACGGCGAUAGCGAACUAGAGGAGAUCGUGACGAUACCAGAGCUGGGUAGAGAGGAGCAUGUUCAUGAGUUGCACCCAGAUUGCGUUCGAUGA
Alternaria infectoria is the source of this 1488-nucleotide messenger RNA. RefSeq lists its product as uncharacterized. Lineage: Eukaryota; Fungi; Ascomycota; Dothideomycetes; Pleosporales; Pleosporaceae. The transcript is spliced from 2 exons. The coding region runs from base 1 to 1488 and encodes 495 amino acids. The record is from RefSeq and is a predicted model, not a curated record.